AUGGUUGGAAUAUCACAGGGCCAAUUGGCUGUUGUCACACAAGGACCUCGCAAGGCUGCUUUGGUGACCAAUCGAUCAAUCCCUAGGCUACGCGACGAUUACAUCUUGGUCAGAACUGUAACAGUGGCCCUUAACCCAACCGACUGGAGGCAUAUUGACUUCGUCCCAAGCAAUGGAUGUAUCGUGGGUUGCGACUUUGCCGGGAUUGUCGAGGAGAUUGGUCCCAAUGUGACCAAAUACCAGAAGGGAGAUCGAGUUUUGGGACUCACACACGGAUGCAACGCUGUUGAGCCCGAAGAUGGCGCGUUUGCCCAAUACAUUAUGGUCAAGGGAAAUGGGCAACUCAAGAUCCCGGACGGGAUGAGCUGGGAGGAUGCGUGCACAGUUGGAGUCGGAUACACAACCGUGGGCCAGAGUCUGUAUCAAAAUCUUGGACUCCCAAUGCCCGGAAAGCCACGAAGUCCUACGACACCAAAGACUGUCUUGAUCCAUGGCGGAUCUACCGCAACUGGCACACUGGCCAUUCAAUGCGCUAAACUGUCUGGGAUGGAAGUAAUCACGACGUGCUCAGCCAGCAAUUUCGAGCUGGUCAAAGGACUCGGGGCGGACGCCGUGUUUGACUAUACCAAGCCCAAUGCGGCGGCAGCGAUUCGGAAGUAUACUAGGGAUAACUUGAAGCUGUGCUUUGACACCGUUGCAAUGGCGACCUCGGCCCAGUUCUGUGCGGAAGCUCUAACCAGCAGAUCUGGGGCCCGGUACCACACGUUGCAGGAACUUCGGUGCCCUCGGCGAGAUGUCCGGUCGACGGUCUCAAUGGCGUAUACCGUCGUGGGAGAGCCGUACACCAUGGGGCCCCAGAAGGUUCCCGCCAAGCCCAUCGAUAUGAAGCAUCAUCUAUUAUGGCAGUCUGUCUUUCAGGACUUGUUGGAUCAGGGUAAGAUAAAGACCCAUCCAGUGUCUAAGCAGCCAUAUGGGCUCAAGGGAGUAUUGUCUGGGCUGGAUCUGUUGCGCGAGAAUAAAGUACGAGGACAGAAGUUGGUUUACCGGGUGGAUGAGACACCGCAUCAGUUCUAG
Molecule: messenger RNA, 1074 nt
Organism: Aspergillus welwitschiae
Lineage: Eukaryota; Fungi; Ascomycota; Eurotiomycetes; Eurotiales; Aspergillaceae
Product: zinc-binding alcohol dehydrogenase family protein
Exons: 2
Coding region: 1-1074 (357 amino acids)
Molecular function (GO): oxidoreductase activity, acting on NAD(P)H
Source: RefSeq, a predicted model, not a curated record